Musca domestica (house fly) is the source of this 1992-nucleotide messenger RNA. It is a transcript of the gene alphaTub67C, whose product is annotated as tubulin alpha-4 chain. Bases 293 to 1693 code for a protein of 466 amino acids. NCBI's taxonomy places the organism in Eukaryota, Metazoa, Arthropoda, Insecta, Diptera, Muscidae. The transcript is spliced from 2 exons. Gene Ontology annotation, molecular function: GTP binding; structural constituent of cytoskeleton. The record is from RefSeq and is a predicted model, not a curated record. Gene Ontology annotation, cellular component: cytoplasm; microtubule. Gene Ontology annotation, biological process: microtubule cytoskeleton organization; mitotic cell cycle.
GUCAUUGUCGAGCCGUCAACCAACCACCAUUGCUGCCUGCUGUUCGGUGCUGAUCUACAUACGAAGACACACGACACAGUCUUUGCAAAUUCUUUACAUCCCUUUUCUUCUUUUUUCCCUACAAUUCGCAAAAAGGAUUUUUAUUUAGACCAAAGUCAACGUGCGGAAAUUAUCCUGGCAUAAAAAAUAAUUAAUUAAAACCGAUUAAGUGAAUUUGAGGAGUCCUUUGGAAAUCCUACGAUUUUAUAAACAAUAUUUGCAAAGGAAUUUGGAAAUAACAAAUUAAUAAAUCAUGCGUGAGGUAAUUUCCAUUCAAAUUGGUCAGGGUGGCAUUCAAAUCGGUAAUGCCUGUUGGGAACUGUACCUGCUGGAGCAUGGUAUCAAUCGUGAUGGUACAGCCAAAACCAAAGAAGAAAUGCUAGCCAGUGGCUGUUCAGCUGGUGUGGUUGGAUCCGAGGGACAAUCGAAUUGCACCAAUGAUGCUCGAACCUUUUUCUCAGAAACUGGGUCGGGCAAACAAGUACCUCGGUCGAUAUUUGUAGAUCUGGAGCCGACUGUUAUCGAUGAUGUACGCAAUGGCCCGAUGCGUGGCCUAUAUCAUCCGGAGCAAUUGAUUUCGGGCAAAGAGGAUGCAGCUAAUAACUAUGCCCGUGGUCACUAUUCGAUUGGCAAGGAAGUGAUCGAUAAUGUCACUACACGUAUUCAAAAGAUAGCCGAACAGUGUGAUGGCCUGCAAGGUUUUUUGAUAUUCCACAGUUUGGGUGGGGGAACAGGUUCCGGUUUUACUUCAUUGCUUAUGGAAAGGCUGUCCAUGGAGUUUAGCAAGAAAUGUAAAUUAGACUUUGCUGUCUAUCCAUCGCCCAAGGUGUCCACAGCUGUUGUAGAGCCCUACAAUGCCUUGCUGACCACACACUCAACCCUGGAACAUUCCGAUUGUGUAUUUAUGGUCGACAAUGAAGCCAUCUAUGAAAUCUGUAAAAAUAGUUUGAAUGUAGAUCGUCCAGACUAUCGAAAUUUAAAUCGUCUGAUAGCCCAAAUUGUCAGCUCUACGACGGCCUCGUUGCGUUUUAGCGGUUCCAUGAAUGUGGAUCUGAAUGAAUUCCAAACGAAUUUGGUGCCCUUCCCCCGUAUACAUUUCCCAUUGGUGGCCUAUGCACCGUUGAUGUCAGCCUCGAGAGCUUCGCAUGAACAACAUGCCAUAACAUCGCUGACGAAUGCCUGUUUCGAGUCCGGCAACAUGAUGGUGAAAUGUGAUCCUCGAGCCGGCAAAUACAUGGCCUGUUGUAUGCUGUAUCGUGGAGAUGUUGUACCCAAAGAUGUGAAUGCUGCCGUCUCCGCGAUUAAGUCGAAACGACACAUUCAAUUUGUAGACUGGUGUCCUACGGGCUUUAAGAUUGGCAUUAAUUACGAGAAACCCGCCUUUGUGCCCGACGGAGAUUUGGCCCCAACGAACCGAGCUGUUUGCAUGCUGUCGAAUACCACAGCCAUUGCUGUGGCCUUUAGUAACCUCUGCUAUAAAUUCGAUUUAAUGUUCAAGAAACGUGCCUUUGUCCACUGGUAUGUGGGCGAGGGUAUGGAGGAGGGUGAAUUCACCGAGGCAAGAGAAGAUUUGGCGGCAUUAGAACGCGAUUUCGAAGAAGUCGGUACAGACGAUGCCGAACAGGGCGGUGAGGGUAAUGAUUACGAAUAUUAAUCAGUUUUGAAUACACCUGCUGACGGACAAGCAUGCUAUCGAAAUGUCCUUGUAUUAUCCUAACUAUUAUUACAAAUAAUGUUAUGCAUUUUAGUUAUUUUCCAUAAUUUUUUUAACAACAAAAAAUAAUUAUUCAAUUCCAUUCAAAUUAGGGGCUUCACGAAAGAUUAAAUAAAUUUAAGAAAUUAUUGAGUUUUGAGUAGGGAAUAAAUUACUUUAAAAACUGUUAAAAUUUGUUGAAAAAUAUAGAAAAAAUAAAAAGAACAUGAUUGAAUAAAAUCGUAUUUUGAUCAAAGAAA